This is a messenger RNA of Soboliphyme baturini, 1062 nucleotides long. Lineage: Eukaryota; Metazoa; Nematoda; Enoplea; Dioctophymatida; Soboliphymatidae. The record is from the annotation of a GenBank genome assembly.
AUGGGCUGCGUGAAUAGUACUGAUCGCUCAGCGUACAUGCGUUCGAAGCUCAUCGACGACCAGCUGAAAGCGGAUGGCGAACGAGCGGCUCGAGAGGUAAAGCUGCUUCUUCUUGGCGCCGGCGAAUCCGGAAAAAGUACCAUUGUGAAGCAGAUGAAAAUCAUUCACGAGACGGGCUACUCAGAAGAGGAAAGGAAAGCGUAUAAACCGGUGGUCUAUUCGAACACAAUGCAAAGCAUGAUGGCGAUUAUUCGAGCAAUGAACAUGCUGAAAAUUGAUUUCGCCAGUCGGGAAAAUGAUCUUGCUCGCGAGUUCUUCGCUUUAGCUGCAAAUGCUGAGGAGGGCGAGAUGCCCCCGGAACUGUCGUCUUGCAUGAAACGACUGUGGCACGAUGGCGGUAUUCAGGAGUGCUUCUCCCGAUCAAGGGAAUUUCAGCUGAACGAUUCUGCUCCAUAUUACCUCAAUGCGUUAGAGCGAAUUUCUCAACCCGGAUAUGUUCCCACUCAGGACGACGUGCUUCGAACUCGGGUGAAAACAACUGGUAUCGUCGAAACACACUUCACUUAUAAAGACUUACAUUUCAAAAUGUUUGAUGUUGGCGGUCAACGUUCCGAACGAAAGAAAUGGAUCCACUGUUUCGAGGGCGUAACAGCGAUCAUUUUUUGCGUAGCUUUAAGUGAAUACGACAUGGUGCUGGCUGAAGACGAAGAAAUGAACAGGAUGGUGGAAAGCAUGAAGCUGUUCGAUUCGAUAUGCAACAACAAAUGGUUCACCGACACAUCGAUCAUCUUAUUCCUGAAUAAAAAGGAUCUUUUCGAGGAAAAAAUAAGAAAAUCGCCGCUUACGAUUUGCUUUCCUGACUACACAGGUUCGAAUACAUACGAAGAAGCCGCUGCGUACAUCCAGAUGAAGUUUGAGUCGUUGAACAAGAGGGUGGGCGGUCAGAAAGAGAUUUAUACACACUUCACCUGCGCCACGGACACCAACAACAUUCGUUUCGUGUUCGAUGCCGUCACUGAUAUCAUCAUCAAGGACAAUCUGCGGCAGUGCGGCUUGUUUUAA